This is a messenger RNA of Hipposideros armiger (great roundleaf bat), 1089 nucleotides long. It is a transcript of the gene TCF21, whose product is annotated as transcription factor 21. The coding region runs from base 89 to 628 and encodes 179 amino acids. Gene Ontology annotation, biological process: regulation of transcription by RNA polymerase II; developmental process. Gene Ontology annotation, molecular function: RNA polymerase II transcription regulatory region sequence-specific DNA binding; protein dimerization activity; DNA-binding transcription factor activity, RNA polymerase II-specific. The record is from RefSeq and is a predicted model, not a curated record. NCBI's taxonomy places the organism in Eukaryota, Metazoa, Chordata, Mammalia, Chiroptera, Hipposideridae. The transcript is spliced from 2 exons.
GGAAGUCCCUUCGCUUUCUCUCUCUCUCUCUCUCUCUCUCUCUCUCUCUCUCCCUUCCCCCCACCUUUCUCUCUCUCAUCCCGCAAACAUGUCCACCGGCUCCCUCAGUGAUGUGGAGGACCUUCAAGAGGUGGAGAUGCUGGACUGCGAUGGGCUGAAAAUGGACUCGAACAAGGAGUUUGUGACUUCCAAUGAGAGUACCGAGGAGAGCUCCAACUGCGAGACUGGGUCUCCCCAGAAAGGCCGCGGUGGCCUGGGCAAGAGGAGAAAGGCGCCCACCAAGAAGAGCCCCUUGAGCGGGGUCAGCCAGGAAGGGAAGCAAGUCCAGCGCAACGCGGCCAACGCGCGCGAGCGGGCCCGGAUGCGGGUGCUGAGCAAGGCCUUCUCCAGGCUCAAGACCACCCUGCCCUGGGUGCCCCCGGACACCAAGCUCUCCAAGCUGGACACGCUGAGGCUGGCGUCCAGCUACAUCGCCCACUUGAGGCAGAUUCUGGCUAACGACAAAUACGAGAACGGUUACAUCCACCCGGUCAACCUGACGUGGCCCUUUAUGGUGGCCGGGAAGCCCGAAAGUGACCUGAAAGAAGUGGUGACCGCCAGCCGCUUAUGUGGAACCACGGCGUCCUGACCUUGGAGGUGCGAGUCUGGGAAAGGCGCGCUCCCGGGGGGAGCGGGCCCCGGGAAGGCGACCCUUGCCCUCCCUGCUCUCUGUCUCUGCUUCCCCCUGCAAAGCUCCUCUCCCUGCCCCACCCCGCGAGAACACUUUACAGCGACGAGGAGAUUCGUUUCCAAACCAGAAGAGAUCGACUGUACUUACAAAGAUUCCCAUCUAUUUAACUUUAUUAACUUCUACCGUGAAUGACUCUGCAAGCCUUGCUGGUCCAAGUGCAAUAUGUAAUUAUAAAUAUAUGAAUAGAUAAUAAGAGCCUAUCAACGUGUAUCUUUUGUACAAUAUGUUGUAAAAUGUAGAUCAUAGAAUAGCUGACUUUGACAGUCACAUUUAUAAAGUAAUUCACUUAAAGAUAUAUAUUUUUUUUUCAAACAAAUUUUGCUACUUUCGAAAAUAAAUCUUUCUUUAUAUUGCUAAAA